This is a messenger RNA of Pocillopora meandrina, 31253 nucleotides long. The record is from the annotation of a GenBank genome assembly. NCBI's taxonomy places the organism in Eukaryota, Metazoa, Cnidaria, Anthozoa, Scleractinia, Pocilloporidae.
CGAAUUGAUCUAUGCUGAAAAUAUUGCGUUUUAUAAUUUUUCAACAACAAACGACUUAAAAUGGCAAUAGUUUGUCGUUGUGUUAUGAAAUAGCAACCUUUUCUGUCCGUGGAGGGAUUAAUUUUUAUAGUUCUGAGAGUGAACUUAUGCUCGUCGUCUAAAGAAAACUACCUUUGAUCGCACUUCCGAAUUGGGAAUCACCGGGAGACCGAGUUCAUCUUUUGGCAAACAUAUUUUACGCUUAGUCAGCUAUGAAUCUUUCGUGCGCUUAAUUUAGUAGGGUCACUAUGCCUACUUCUGUAAGGAUCGGAGAAGAGCAGCUCAACUAUUUGGCUUCACUGGCUCGACUUGACUACUCAAUAAGCGGUCGUGUGUAUAUGAAAAACCACGAAAACGCUGGCAAAUGGCUUCAGCGGUGGUUUGCUUUGUACCAAAAUUUGUUGUUUUAUUUCGAGAGCGAGGAUUCUACAAAACUUUGUGGAGUUAUAUACUUGGAGCAUUGCAGUUGUGAGAGAUUGUGCUUGACCAACUUAAAGGACACCGAAAAUCAGGUAUGACUGUCGAAUGUUUUUAAAUCUUUGAGUUCUGCUUGACCUCCUUCUUGUUGUUGUAUUGUGUAAAUGUUCCUCCCCUUUGGGGUACGUGGUCAAAGUGUUUUUUUUCUCCCCAUCGGUUCGUGCCUCGCGUGUGGUUAUGAUUUGGAUCCAUUUCUCAAACUUCGGGCUUCAGAAUAGAAAGCAUGAAAAGUUGUGUCUGAGACCGUAUUGGUGCCUUUAAAAAAAGAGAGCCUUUCAUCCAAGUGGUUUAAUUUCCACCUUGCCAUAAAGUGAGCUCCGGAUCAGCUUAGACUUAAGCCUUUUCACGAUCCAAGGAAAGGCAAUCGUCGACGAUUUUCGUUUGCUGUCAAAAUAUUUCCCCCUCAUACCCGCUUUUGAUAUUGCAGGAAACACAAAAGUCAAGUAUUGUGUGGGCGAUGCAUGAGAUAUGAUGCGCACUUUUAGCUUCUCGCUAAAUUUGUCAACAAAAUACAGAGAAGCACCCAAAAUCAAUUUAAAAACAUCCCUUCCAUGAAUAUAUUUAUCUUUUUCCGUGCCUAUUUUUGUGGUCCUUAAUUUUCAUUGAGUACUUAGGGUGCUUUCUAUUUUUUCGCUUAGAGUAGUUUUGUUUUUUUCUUCGUUCAACCGUUUUCUCAAAAGUUCGGUUUGACAAUUUUCUGUUGACAUUUGCAAAUGGCAUGAAAACAAGAACAGAGAUAAUUGCAAUCGAUUAUUUAUUAUUCAUACAUAAAAUGAACAAAUAUGCUUUUUAUUUUGCCCAGGAAGCAUUUGAGGUUGAAUACAUUUUGUUGUGGCUUUAUUGCGGUCCAGAAAUUUGAAUAAGAAUCUUAUACUUGGAGAAGUGGUGCUUUUUUGUAGUUUACUAUGAAAGUUUUAUCUAGAAGAAGAACAAUCAGGAAGUUCAUUGACGCAACUAACAUUUUUAGCUCUACAAAGUACAUAUUUAGUUUUAAUUUUACAACCUAUUUUUACUGUGAAUAUUAAUCUCUAAUAAUAUGAAUCUAGACAUCGAUAACCGAGCGGCCUGGGAUGGGUACACAUAGGGUGGAAAUUAGUAUUUUCCCUUUUCUUUAAGAUUGAGCAAUUUGUUCAGCAUACAAGUCAUAAGACUUGGGUAUAGCCAAUCGCCAUUCACCACGUCAAUGUGUUUUAAUUGCAAAAUUACUUUAGUAUUACCGCUUAGGUAUCUGUGCACAAGUUUUUAGUAAUCUAGCAAGCAAGAAAGCAACAAGUUUUUUUCUAGCUUUAAAAAAGUUUUAGUUUCCCUCCCACCCACACCAUCAACAGUUUUGAUUGUAUCUUAAUCUCAUUCGUGUUUGUAAUUUAUUCUUAAUUACUGGAUUGUUGGUUUAGUGUAUUCGUCUAAUAUCUUUGUUAUGUAAUAGUCUAGUGUGUUAUUCAUUUGACUGUACCUGCAAAUCACUUGCAUUGCCUGGGUGCUAUUGAACCACUGAUAAUGGCUACCCCUUUAAAAAUGGCCAUACAUGUACAUUCAAGAAUCUGUAUUGACCUCAUCAAAUGGAUACAUCUCCAAAUCAGUAACAACGACUAAAUUAUGUCAUAUCUGCUAAAUGAAAUUGGCCUACAGAAAAUGGCCAGGUAUUGACCAAGUUGUGAACGGGAUAUAAAAUUAUCUAUGCCUUGCACAUGUUUGCAUCUAGUGUUGACCUGAUUUAGUUAUAUUUCUAAAUGAAGGCCACCAGCCUACAACGACAUAAGUGCAGACUUGGGUUGACUUUUUUUUCGACAGCCACUCCUCUCCAUCUACAACAACUACUGAAGCAUGUUGAAUCUGUAAAUUGAAAAGUACCCCAGGGAAAAUGGGUAGUUAAUCAUAGCACAACGAUCAGGGCACAAAUCAUGCAAAGCUCAUUCAAACAAACAAUGCUUGACCGCUAUUUUAUGACUUUCUGUUAUUUAAACAAGUGCAAAUGUAGUACAAUGCGAUAUAAUUACUGUACAUUGUUUAAUCGUACUCUUCUGUAUAUAACUUGUUAUAUAUGCUAAAUUAAGGAUUUUUACUAAAUGAACUUUUUACCCUUUGGAAAAUGAAAACAGGUGGCAUUUUAAAUAUGUCCUUCCUUCCCACCGUGGCCACCUGUCAACAGGAAACACUCUCUGGUGUCCCUUUUGGUGGCACUGUGGAGAGUUUCAAGUCUUUUACUUAAUUAAGUUUUUUUUUUCUGGGGUAAGUUUUACAAACAAACUUACUUUGGGAGAGUAGUUUCAUUCAUUUCUGUGCAAAGAGAAUCCAGGAAAAGGGUUAUGCAGAAGAACCAAAGGUAUCAUGGAGAGACAAGAGGGCAAAAUUCACUAAUAGCUGGUCAUAAAUGGUUAGGUUAGUUUAACUUGUCUGUUCUCUUUGAAUUUAGAACUGCUUUUGUAUCAGCAUACCAACUGUUGAUGGGCAGCAGCAGUUUGUUCUCAGAGUCAAUAGUGGCCAGGAAUGCACCACAUGGAUUGAAGCGGUCACAAAAUCUAGGUAAGUUGAGCAACUACAAGUAGUAACUUCUUUCCACAUGCAAUUCUCUGUAAUGUUUUCACAGUGCUAGAUACCCCAGAUCACAUCAUAUCUUACACCCCCUUUAAAUCAUUACUAUCAACAAUUCCUUUCUGCAUGUAGUUUUGCUGAAGUUCAAUCAGAGAAACAAGAAUUGGAGAAGAAGUACAUUCAUGUGAUGCAGAUUCUGGAUAGUGAAAAAACAGCCAAGUGGCAGUUGCUUCAGCAGUGUGAGGAGCAGGGUCAGUUAGUGUCAAACCUGAAAAUUGAGGUAUGUCAUCUUUUCCUUUCUUUGCAUUGUGUGAUUUGUUUAUUUGUAUUGACACACCUGGGUUGGUUGCCUAAGUGUACUGCAGAGAUAACCCCAGUCAAACAUUUUAUUUGUAAAGCAAAAGCUUUAAAUGGAGAGUACCACCUGAUAAAAAUGUUUGGCCACUAUGUCUCUUGCAAGUUUUUUUCAAUAGCACAGCAUUAAACUGUGGUUAACACAACAUUUCCAUCUUGUGUAAGAAGAGUCUGCAUGUGAAUGGCAUCAGUGUGGUUAAUUCUCUGAAGAAAUGUACAGUUUUUAUAACCUGGCAAAAUAUAACGUAAACCCUUUUUGGGGUUAAAAAAUUCAAAAUUUUUGCAUUCAUCUAACACAUUUAUAAAAGACACUAAAUAUUUGAGGUUUGAUUUAUGCAGAGUAUUUAGAAACUUCCACUUGGAAUACUGGAAAUAAUGUGUCUUCCCUAAUAGGACUGUGUCCUUUCAAAUCUUCAUUUUGUGUGAACAUUUCACUGAUUUAACAAGAUGCUAACCUUGCAAGUCAGUGACCUCCUGUUACAAAUUGAAAACUGAGCAAUUUUACAUAUUUCACCAGACCUUCCACAGAAGGCAUUGAGAAAAGGUGGGCAAAAUUGAAAUGAACAGUCUUUGUGCUCCCUGUGAAUUGUCAAAUAGAGUUAGUCUCAGUAGUGAAAGUUCAUAGUGUUCCAAAAACAACGAUGUGCCAGAAAUGCUGCAACUGAAAUCAUGCUUGUCAGCAAAGAUGUUGUUUUAAAAUUAUAGUUAGGAAGUGAAUCAGAAUUGGAAAACCAAAGAUUAUGGUCAACAAAAUAUGGUGCUUUUAAAAAUCCUUCUACCAAGCUACUUAAAAAGAAAUCAUGGGAAACUAUAUAUCACUGAAAAGUACAGAUUCUGAAAAUAACAAAAAUUUUAAGAGAUUCUGUCCUGGUAGGUAUGUAUAAGCCUCUUAUUACUCCUAUAACUCAACGCUUGGCAAAAUUUUUACAGAAAUUCCUUCCAAACUCCUGGGCAAAGGGCUGCAAAAAAUGCCAGUACACCUGACUGCUGGAGGCCUUUUUGAUUAUGGCAAUGAUUAUGACACCUUUUUCUACUUGUUACCAUUUCCCCUAAAUAACCCUUUCAGUGGUAUCUCACCCUCUUUUUAAUAUUUUGUAAUUAAAAAAAAAAAAACCGGAAAAGGACUAAACUUACACGAGGACUAUGUGCUUUCUCUGACUGAGGGGCAAAAAAAUGAAAUUUUAUAAAUUGUGACCAGAUUUUGUUCACAGUAGCCUUAAGGUGAUUCCUGAGAGAAAAAAAUUUCAAACAAUUUAUUUUAAACAUUCUCUAAAUGUUCCCUGCUCAUGUCUGUUCCAAAAAUUAAAAUAAAAAGGUAGGUCACCAUGCUUGUUUAGGAGAUACGACAAGCCAAUUUUACCUCAUUUAUGCCUGUACUGAGCAUUAUUUCACUGGUUCACUCAGUGUACAUUUUGUGGUAGCUAAAAGGAGGGAUUUUUAAAGUAACAAUUUAAAAAAACUAGAUCAGUGGAAAGUCUUGAGAGUGUAAAACAAUUUGAUAUAUAACUCAAAGAAAACUCAUACAGUUUUAUAUGACACCAACUCUAAAUGUUCCUCUAGUUUUUGAUUUCAAGGUUAUGAUUUUCAUCAUCAAGUGACAGGCUUUGUGAUUUCUUAAAGCUUUAUCUUUUUUCCCCUCAUUAGCUUUUUUUGUACACCAAAAUUAUGCAAUAAAAAAAUGUAAGUCACUGUGCUGGUUUAAGAGCUAAAGGCCAUCAAACCUCUUUGCCUGCUCCAUUGAUUGAAAAGCAGUAUCUUGUUCUCAGAAUGACACUUGCUUAUUCACCUGAUUACAUGAUUUUCAUGUGCAGUACAGGAUGCACAGUGCAAUUCUGAGGAAUCACCUUUAUUGUAGUUACCAGAUAUUUGAAUAUUCAGUGGACAGGUUGACUUGCCAAUCAAAAGACAACAAGAACAUGAGAGUACAAAUUAAUAUAAUUAUUAUCUAUGUUGUUUUAUUUUGCAUUAAACAUUAAAAGAAAUUCUAUUGAAUAGAGGAGAGAGUUAACAGAAAAAAUCAAGAUGACACAUUGAUGUUGGGACAUCAUGUUUAAUCAUAAUGUGAAAUUGAUUAGACACUUGCCAGAUGAGUUUGUGCAGUGUUCCAUGACCAAAUGUUACUUGACCUCAAACAGUUGAAAAUUGAGGGAGAGUUUUGGAUAAGUGUAAGAGUUGGGACUAGGCUAGGACCUUUGCAGGCUUGCUUUCACAACCAUUUGUUUGUAGGCUUGCUUCCACAACCAUUUCUUUUCAUGUCACUUAUACAUACCUUAAGCAUACUUUUUCUAAUGGAUAUCAGCCUUUAAUUAUUAAAUCUCAAAAGAAUCUUUAAGAUGUUGUUGAUAAAAUCCAAGUAAGAACCAUUCAUGGAACUGACAUCUCAUCAUGAAAUGACAUUUUACAGGUUGCUAGCCUUAGAAAGCAAAGGACAACUGAGGCAAGAGAGGAAGAAAGUGAAGAAAUAAAGCAUAUAAAAAAGGUAGUUAGUGUUCUUACAUGCACACCAAAAAAGUUAAUGAUUAUACUUAUAUCCACUGAAACUGGCUGAAGCUUGUUAGGCUCACAACCAUUUUGAAAACUUUCGAGAAAUAAUGAGGUGAGCAGCAAAAUGGGUGACAAGUUACUCCUUGAUUUUGCUGGGAAAUUUUAGUGGUAAUUGUUAGAUAGUGAUAAUUAUUGAUUUUUAAUAAUGCAUUUAAUUUGCUAUGAGUAGCUUCUAUAUAUAUCAGCAUAAUCCUUGUGAAAGAGUUGCUUACUUGGUUGUUUAUGCUCUUAUACAAAAAAAGUAGAGGUAAACCUCAAAAACCUUCUAAGGAAUGAACUGCAGUACUAAAACUUGAAACACCUGAUACUUAACAUUCAUCACAUAAAAGCAAAGUUUUAAAUAAGUGCAAUUCGUUCGUUAUCAAUUUAAUGUUGAUGUUGAGAUUGAGUUGAAACACAAAUACUUUUCAAAAGCUUUUUCUAUCUAUGGUUGAUAAAUUGAACUGUAUAUUUGACUGAAAAAUUCUGUUGAUUCAUCUGCUAGUGACUAUAUGCAUGGAUAACAAGUGUUUGAUGAAAAAGCAUAGCACCAAGAAUUAUUGUAUUCUACAAGUAAUUUUGUAAGGGUGUUGAUUUGUGCUUUACAAUUUUUUUCUGUGAUUAAAAGUAUUAUAUAAUGUGCAAUGAUUAAACUCACUUAUUAACAGGUACAGAGCCUCAUUAGAGGCUGGCUUUGUCGUCGCCGUUGGCACAAUAUUGUUCAAAAUUACAUCCGUUCACCUCAUGCAGAAAGCAUGCGUCAGAGGAACUCAAUUUGCUUUCAGCUUGUGGAGACUGAGAGUGAAUAUAUGCACAACAUGUCCACACUUGUGUCAUGUUUCUUCAGACCUUUUAAAAUGGCUGCAAGCUCAAAGAGGCCCCCAUUAAGCCAUGAGGAAGUCAAUUGUAUCUUUCUAAAUAGGUAUUGUGCUAAAUUUAAAAUCAGUGAGAUUUAAAAAGUAACCAUGAGUCUAACUAGUGGUAAAUCUUAAAUUCAGAAGAAGAGUUAGAAAGAAUUAAAUACCCUAUUGCUUACAUUUUAACCAAAUACUAAUGUUAACUCGAUGUAUGUAAAGCAUACAUUACCAUUGUCUUCAUGAAUUAAAAAAAAUUAUAUUUUAAAGUAAUUCACUGAAAACUGGACUUUUGUUUAAAGUUUUGAAUCAUUUUAAAAUUGAUUAACAUAUUUAAAUAGCCUUCUGCUAAUUUUGGAGAGUGACUGGUUAAAAUUGAAUAAAAUGAACAUAAGAAGGAAUUGAUAAAUUGAAAAUAAACUCUGAGGUAAAACAUACAGUCUUGAGAAAACAUUUCUGUGUUUAAGAAACCAAUCUAAAUCUGUAAUUGUGUAGCAAGAUUGUUUGUUUCAAAAUAUUGUACGUUCUUGAGGAUUGGUUAUAAGAAAAUAUAACUCACAUGCUUGAAAAACAACUCCUAAGGUUUUACAGAACUUUGCUGUUACAGCACAUGAUAGGGGCUAAUUUCCAUCUUUACUGAAUGCACCUGAGAAAGGGUGUAAGUAAAGGCCAGAGAGAGCGUGAUGUAAAUGCUUAUCUUUUUCUCUAUAUUUUGAUUGCAGUGAGACAAUUCUUUUCUUGCAUCAAAUCUUUCUAAAAGGUCUUCAAACGCGGAUGGAAAGUUGGCCAACACUGAUCUUAGGUGUGUGUAGAGCUCGUUACUGCUUGUGUCUGAAGAAACUUUUGCUUUAAUUAGUUAGUUCUUGUUCCGUUGAGCUGCAGUAUGUUGUUAUUAUGAGUACAUAGAUAUCUGCAGUGUGUUGUCAUUGUCAGGAUAUGGACAGCACAACAAAUAAAAAUCGAUUUAGCUGAAGAAACCUCAACCAUACUGGAUGUGAUAUAUCAGAGUUAUAUGUUGAUUAAACAUCCACCAAACUUUCCGACAAUUUACCUCAUGUGCUCAACAAUCAUCAUUUCAUCGGGGAUCAACUUGUAACAUCAGGCCUUGUCCUCUUUUAAAAGAUGGUUUAACUAACAAAUUGGCCGAGCACUUUGAGCCCACCGCUAGAAACGUUUCCUUCAUUUUGGUUAGCUAGCGUUGGCUAGAUAGUCGAGUUUUAUUGACUGAUGCUCGAAAUAGUCCCAUUUGGCCUGUCCGGACAGAUACAAUCCGACAGUUAUAACUAGAAACAUUUUUUAAGAGCUGUCAAGAACCACACGUACUCGAGCAUUUUUUAAUUGAUACAAUAAAAGGUGAUUUAGGCUGUUAAUCAGAAUUUUGGUGACAAAAGAAAAAGUCUCCAAUGCCACGAUCUGAUUGGUGUAGACAAUAACGCACUAUCUGAUUGGAGCGAUUAACAAGCCUCAGUGAAUGAGCAACAGACCCCUAUCCCGUAUUCUGAUUAGUUGUGAAUGACGACUGCCAAUGCCCCAACAACAAAGCUAACAUCAUUUGGCUGAGUGGAAAAUUUAUCAAAGUUUUUGGGGCAGAUUUUACAGCAGUAAGUUGGAGCCACUACAGCUGCUCUAAUAUUACCCAAUCAAACAUAUAUAUCUUCGGAAACUAUUGCCGGUUAUACUGUGAAUGUGAGCGCUAGAUAUUCGAUAUUUAUUGCAAAACACAUGUAAAAGACGGCGGUGCAUAUUUGUUAACAAUGCGGAAGGUUGUGUAUACAGGGUGAUCUCUGACGUAUCUAUCAUUUUUGUUCACAUACAGGUGACUUAUUUGAUAUGCUACUACCCAUGUUAAACAUUUACCAAGAGUACGUUCGCAAUCAUCAUUAUUCUCUACAAGUAAGUCCUCAGCGGACGGUCUCUCAGUUAGUUUAACUAAUACUUGAUUUGGUCAUCCGUUUUUUACUCAAUGCUGACAUCUAUCAACUCGCCUAUGGCCAUUUUCUUUUCUAAUUUUUGUUUUAGUUUAUUUUUCCAAUUUCUUUCCAGCUGGCUAUUAUUAAUCGAAGAGCACCAAGAUCAGUAUCACUCUCCUUUCGUUCCGCAGCAAUCGUCGCUUAAAGAUUUCUUGGAUUAGAUUUUUUACUAUUAUAUGUGUAAGCCAUUGGCAGAGAGAUGUCGGCUGCCAAACAGGACCGUCCCACACCAGCUGUUUUUGUUUUUGUUUUCUUUUGUUCUUUACGGCUGCCUAUUGAAAGUAUAUUGUUUCUUUUUUCCUAGACUUUGGCUGAGUGUAAACAGCGGCCAGCAUUCAGUCGUCUUCUUAAGCUGUAUGAAGAAAAAGCAAUUUGUGGCGGAAGGACGCUGGAAUAUUUCCUAACUGCUCCAAUGUAUAGGGUGAGUAACGGAUACGUUACAAAGGUUGGAUUGAAUAGGACCAAAUCUUGCGAUGGGGAUUAGGUAUUACCAUAGCUAAAUAUCUUAACCAGUCAUGGCACUUAAGCACUGAUUGUGAAAAUUUUUAAGUUACACUAUGUAAAACUGAACUUCGCAAUUACACGGUGAAAAAGAAAAUGGCAAUCUGGGUGUCGGAGCCUUCUUGUUUUAAUUUCUAGCAUUUUUUUCUCAUUUGUAGUCGGGUGAACAGAUUUUGGCUUUUACACAAAUACCACCAGUUCUUGUGGCUCGAACCCAAAGAUUCCGAUUUAAGAGAUUAAGGCCAUAUUCACAUGUUAUUGGACAAAGUUUCGACCGGUUAAACGUAGUAACGAAUCAUCCUGAAGGCGUCACUUUGGAUUUGAUAGCGGGGGGCUGUGUGCAUAGGCAUUUGGGAAAACCACAGACAAACGUUAAGAAGCCAUUUGCUGGUCAGUUGCACCUUUUUACGGGUGAUAUUGUUGACCAGUGAACAUGAUCAAAAAAAAAUUGUAGGAAAGUAUGGAAAAAGAAUAAUUGAGAGCGCGAUUAUCGUUGUAAAUUGAUUGAUGAUAUACAUGAGAAUAUUACAAGUGUGAAGUUUUAACACGAGUGUGCAUUUAAAGCCAAAAUUUCGUCGGUCUUGACUUAAUGUGAUGCGUUUUUCAUGUAAGUAACAACAUGAUUUCUCGUGCAAUUUGGUGUAAAUAAGCCACGUUUCUAUUUUCUUGCGGGAGAUCUAGUAAUGCCUAUUCUUUAAGGGAAUGGCUAAGUAUCACUAAGUAACCUGGUAACUGCAUUAGACAGUUAAUGUCGUUUGUAAUCUUGUAUACUUACUGUGCCUUUUCUGAGUAAAUAAUCAUGUUGAUGCAACGCAGAUUUGAUUUCCUGAGGAAUGUCUCAUAUCAAAGAGAAAUAAAAAUUAAGGAGAACAAACUCCGAGCCAUUUCUAAAUGAAAUGACGGGAGGUGUUUACUUCGAGAAAAUACUAAAAUUUUCGUGUCAAAUUUAAUUUAAUCUUUAUCUUAAGCCCUAAGAGUGACUAGCAUCAAAUUUCUCCUUACAAUGGUCAUGGUCAUGAGAAUAAAGGAAAUGAUCAACAAUGAAAGUAGCUUUUUGAUUGCUAAACAAUUUUCCUUGCCAGCACCUUAGGAUAUGUAUAAAGAACGGUGUGGAGAAUAUAUACACUGAUAUUAGGGUGUAAAGGGUUAAACAUAUACCCAUCAACACAAGAUGGCUGAUCAUAGGAGAUAAUUCUGUAAUGGGCGUGUUGAAGCUCUAACAUCUAUUAGUACAUCAUUCAAUGUAAGUCAAAAGAAUGUAUUUUACAUACGCUAUGCCUUCAUUCUUUUGCUUUCACCUCUCACCUCUUUCAUGUAUAUUCACUGUGUUUGUGUCUUUGGAUUGUCGUCUAUUUUCUUCUACGUCCUGCACACCUUUACUUUGAAUAAAAGCCACCAUACACUGUCAACAACGUCCUUGUCUUCCUGUACAUUGAUUGCAGUUCUUUUUGUUCCCCACAUCAAUGCCUGCAUUAUACCUGAAAAGCGACACACAUGACCUUUUGAUAGCUGUGAUAAUAUUCUCGGCUUCGAGCUUCUGAAAUAUUCAGCUUCAACUUUAUUCUUCUUCUCUUGUGAUUGGAAGUACAGAUUGUACAUAUGGCCGCAGUUGCUUGUCAAACAUUUCAAUUAAUGUCUUUCUGACAGAUUGAGGUUUCUACCAAUGAUUGGCUGCUGUCUUGGCAUGCGUUUAACUUUAAAUAUUCGGUGCUUUUACAAAAAUUAUUUUUAUCAUUGUUACUAAUGUUAUUAUUAUUAUUAUUAUUAUUAUUAUUAUUGUUGUUGUUAUUAUUAUUUUAUUAUUAUUAUUAUUAUUGUUAUUAUUAUUAUUAGGGAUUCGUUGCCAUUCGUAUGUAAGAUUAACGUACUCACAAAAGCCUAUUAAAAGCUUUCAAAACCCAUUGUAAUCUGAAAUAUGUUUCCAUUUUUCAUAAAUUCUUAGCACAGUUGUAGAAGACGCAGGCACUAGCAGUCUUUACCCUUGUGAUCUUCAAAUUGAGCCCUUUGCAUUGUCUUAGCGACCAUAUUUAGAAGAACGACGACAGCCGCAGCCCACAAACUUUUAAUAAUGAGAGUCGGUUGCAAUGACAAUACAUAUUUUUUGACCAUGCAGUUUGAUGCUUAGCGCAGUUUUUGCAUGUUUUGGUCUGCGCACGAGGUGAUUUGAUUUGAGUCAAAUUGAUCGUCGAUGGAUUAUUAACUUGGAUAGCUAUCUUAUAGUUUCAGUGAUCGAUUAUGGAGCUCUACAGGAAAUGCUUUUUUCUGACCGCUAGCCAACCAGGAUAUUUGGUGUUUUUGUCCUAGAAUUAUUCAGAAGGUGGCAAAAAUGAUUUGUAGGCUUAAAUGUUUCCUUGCGGGGCUAUUGUUCAUCUUAAGUGCUUUCUCUCGCGCCAUUAAGUAUGUCUGGAACAACUCCGCUGGGAGUCCGGUUUUAUUACAACCCUUAUUGGUACAGGAUUGACGAAUAUAAUCAAAGAAUUAAUUUUGUUUAUGUACCCAUGAUUCUGUAUGCAGUUGUGACAGUGUUAGCGUUAAUAUAAGAGAGGUUAUAAGGUAUUUUUUUCAUCGAUUUUCAUGAUAUUUCAAUAAUGCAUUUAUUGAGGUACUGCGUACGCGCUUACGCUAUUCGUCGGUUGUAAAAAGGAACUCUCAUCGUUUCUUUUUCGAUUUACUCUCGUAACAACAGAUGCUCUCUUUGUUCCUAACUCAUCAAUUUUAUAUUUUGCUUUGUUAUUUCAGUUAUGACCGCGGCUGAUUUUUCAAGCCAAACUUACACAAGCGCAGGCAUUGACUUGUGUCUAUGUCGUGGUUCAGAUUUCGGAUUUGCUUUAUUAUAAUUUUUUUAUUGACUUUUUUUUCUUCCUUGUCUACCUUUACGCGCCAGUAUUUUUCGUGCAGUUAGUCUCCAUAUUAAUCAGUAUCCAAACAAAGUCCACUCUUAUGCUCUGCCUAUUUUCGCACGCCUAUUAGUAAUGCUCGUUAUAAGCUUUUCGUUGCAUUCGAUUUUUGAAAAGCAUGUUUUUGAAGGGAUAAAUUCUAUUAUAAUUUGGUUGUGCUAAAUGAUAGUGGCGAGGCAACUGACUAAAGACUGAUAGCCAAUAUCUAUCUGUCUUUCGCAUUGUCUCGACAACGCUAUCCGCGCCUAAAACAUAUUUAAAUGCAUCAAGUCAACGCGUAACCAGCACGGAAAUUUGAUUCUUGUUGUUAAAGUCUUAAUUGAACGGAUUUGUCUCCCCACUGAGACCACUUUGUAUCUUAAGAUUACGUGGUUCAGGAAAACUACGUUUUUUCCGUAAAGCAUGAUGUUGAUAUUAUCCGUUUAGGUGUUUUGCUUGUAAUUUUGAGUGACAUUGAAGCUUCUGUCGCAUGUUGUUAUCCGUUAAUUUUUCCAAAUUGGCUUCUGAAACAAGGCGUGAACGCUCAGGUGUCACUGGGAGGUGUGAAGAUUGGCUGAACUCAUGGGCAGACAGUGUGACAACUCCGUUUUCAUGUGUAUAUAACGAAAUGGGCAGUGACUUUGUCCUAACAUUGGUGUAAUUCUAAGGUUGGGUUUCGUUAUUAAGUCAUUUCUUUUGAUCUGCAUGAUCGUUAUUCUUGCAUAACGCGUUUGUUUGUGUUGUUUUUUCUUUUUCAAUUUUUGGCAAACUGUAUAACCCAUGAUUUUUUCCAAUUUGUACCAAUUUGUUGUAGCUAGAUGUUAUACUUCCUACGGUAAUCAUACAGCUUGUGUCUUUGGUAUAAUUGUUUAAGUAAAUGGCCGCCUGUUUAACCUAAGUGGUUAUGACAAACCUGCUUUCUUAUUAAAAGGAAGGUCAGCUAGAACUGGUUUAAGAAGCUUUCACAAACCCUGUCCGGGUUUGACUCGGUCCAUUAUUUUCCCCUCGUGAUUUGCGGUGAGUACAGUUGCAAUGCAAGUCGUAGAGAGGAAUUUUUAGCUGAUACAGUAAAAGUUUUUCUAAGUGUAUUGGAGCUGGUCAAUGAGAAGGCCAUGCCAGUUCUGUACCGUUCUUUGCAGGAUUCGAUUCAGUUGCUUAUAUUACGUUGAUAGUUUGUGGAAAGCUUAAGAACAACUUACAAUCGAAAGACCGCGAAACAUUCAGUUUCACUGCUGUUCAAGUAGUGGUCAUUGCUUCGAAGAUCACUCUCAUCUUCGUUUAUUAAUCCGCAGUACAAAUAUAUAACAUUCAUUUAUUCACAGUCGUUCAUUCAUUACUCAUAAUCGCGGGUUGAUUACGAACUAACAAAAAGACCCGCUCUAAGUUGGCUUAUUGGCUCAGUUGAUAGAGCUCUGCAACGGUAUCGCAGAAGUCAUGGGUUCAAUUCCCUAACUGGCUGAAUUUAUUUCAGGCUUUAUUCUCACUGCUGCUUUAAUAGUGUUCAUUACUGUGAAAAUCACCCACUUCUUUAUUUGGUAAUCUUCAGUUCAGGCAUAUUAUAUUCAUAUAUAUGCCCAGUCUUUCAGACCUCGAAACAUGUUGGGGAAAUGGGAAGUGAGUCUUUCCGCCCAUCUGGAAAAAAUAAACCGACUUUCAUAUUAAAAUUUAAAUGUGCAUUAACGCGCUUGUCUUCUUUGGACUUUGCUGUAUUAGGCCAAGUAAUGCAACUGUUUGCCAGUCUUUGCGUUCUCUUCCAGACCUUUGCUCUCAAAAUUCCCUUCUUACGUUCUUUCGCUCAUUAUCUCUCGCUGAGAGCCUGCUACAGGCUUUUACAGGUCGUUUACAGGUCGUUUUUGACGAUAUUUGCAAUUGAUGUUUGUUCAUUGAUUGUUGGGAUAUCACUCCGGGUACUAAUUUGUAACGCAAAUUCCUCCCAAUUCCUCAUGUUAUUUUCUCAGUCUUAAAUAAAAGCUGUGCCGUAGCAAUACGAGAACAAAGACUUUCGUAAGUUGGAGCCAAUGCGACGUUUACACAAGCAUCGCUGCAAGCAUCGCCGUCACUGUGCAGCUUGUUUAUCCAAAUAAUCAAAUACAUUCGUGCUCUACUAGUACAUGUAAUGAUUACCGUCCUCAUGUAAGUAAAACAAACAUUAAAGUCUUUACUAUCCUUUAUCAAGGUCAAAAAGUAUGGAAUUCACUUCUCUAGGAAGUAAUAUGCUCUGAUACCCUCCUUGUUUUACAGGAAAAAAAAAUUUAAAAACAAACUUAUUGAGUACAUUGUAAAUGAGGAGUCCUCCUUGGUAUAAGCCUGCUUAUUUCUGAAGGCCUCCUCUAUAUUAUUAUAAUGAUUACUACCUUUUCGUUUUCUAAGGCGAACUGAAUGAAUGAAUAAACAAAUAAAUAAAUAGUUUAAUUUUCUUUUGUAUUUUUUUCAAACAGGUGCCGGCCUACAUUAUAACUUUGCAUGACUUGCUGGCUCUCACUCCUCAUGAUCACGUGGAGAGAAAUACUUUACAGUAUGCGCAAAGCGUCUUGGAAGAUCUUUCCACGGUAAGCCACAAGAGCUGCAACCAAACUUCAGCAGGAAUGGUAAACUGGUAGCCCUAAUUAUUAGGCUAACCCUAAACUGGAUAAUCCUAUUACUAAAGCAUAUUUUUUCUAAUAAUAGCGCUGAGUGCGUGUUUCCCGCUUUGAGCUAGAUUCAUCGUACUACCUUCAGCAAUUGUACACAUAAGAGCAUAACUUGUAUUCGGCUUAUUUUUUUCUCUCCCGGUAAAUUUAAGAACGCCAUAUUUCGCAAGUAGGAAUACGAAAUAUUUUAUGUCGAAUUUGAAAAAGUUAACCCUCAGACAAGUACUACAAAACCUGAAUAAUGAUGAAUGGCGUUUCCGGUGGAAACAGACCCUACCCCCAUCGCAAAAGAAAAUGAAUAGAUAAAUUGAUAAACCAACAAACAAAAAAGCAAAAACAAACAACUAAGGAAUAAACAAACGAUCACAACCAAGAGAUAGCGAACCUUUUUUUCAGACUAAUAUUUUACAGAACUUUCAAACUGAAGUUUAUAUGAACUAUUGUCUGUCAGUGGCUUUGAAUGAGACACCCAUGCGACCAUUGGCUAAAUACUGAUCUCCCUUCAAUCGCCAUUUCUGCCACAUUUUGUAUUUUGUUUGUCAGGUAAUGCACGACGAAGUCAGUGAGACAGAGAACAUUCGUAAAAAUCUGUCCAUAGAGCGUCAGAUUGUGGAAGGCUGUGAUAUGCUUUUGGAUGUCAAUCAGAUUUUCAUAAGGCAAGGUAACGUAAUUUUUCACGUAAAGUUUCCGUUGCUUGUCUUGUUCACCUAUCAGCUGUGAACGUAACGCAAAGAGAUUUCAUCAGUUUAUCUUUUCAUUUUGUUUUUCAUUUAUGGCUUUAAUUGUUUGUUUCUCACAAAAAGAAACGUCUAACUUGAGUGCGUAUUUUGUCUUAGGAAAUUUAAUUCAGGUUACAGAAAAUCGUAAGGGUAAAACGUUUGGUGGAUUGUCGCUGAAGUCUUCGGAAGGAAGGAAAGAGACUGUUCGUCAAUGCUUUCUGUUCUCAGGCUUCCUGCUGCUGACCACUAGAUCAUCAAGCGGACGCCUUCACCUUACUAAGGUACAACUCACCGCACCAAUGGGUUAGCUUCAAUAUGAGGUGGCCCCAGUUGCUGAUUUGCCUUAAGCAAAGUCUUACAAAAAAUUCCAUCAACACAUCUACGCUUUGCGAACCUGUAGCAAAGAUUUAGUAAUGACCUGGAAUGUAAAUAAAUUAUAUAGGAUAUGCAACAUUUAAUCAAACAAAUUCAUUCAGAAACUUCGUCGCUACUUCGAAUGUCACCACUUCGAUUAUGGCUGGGGCGCCAUUGCUAACCCGUGAUAUUUCCGUGUCGUGGUUUAACCCUUUCACUCCCAGCGGUUCAAAGAAUGAAUAUCUUAUUAAAAUAUCCAUGUAUUUUCAAACAGAGAGGCGGCGGGAAAGAAGGAAAACAUCAACUAUGUAUAUCGUUUGAUUUCUCACGAAAUUCUCAGAUCUAAUAUCAUGAAAUUUUUGGCAGACAAUGUGGAGAAUGUUGUUUAGAGUUUGAGUAAAUUGUUUUUUUAAGAACGUGCAGGGGAACGUUUUGAUUGAAUAAUUCAGUCGAACUCGCAAACUUUUUCUCAGUGUGGUUCUCUUGGUUUGUCGUAGAAUGGUGCUAACAUUUCUCUCGCUGAUGCUACUUUAGUCGAGGACUAUUUUGAAGACGGUAAGUCACCUAGGCUGUUUUAAACGUCAGUAGAAAGACUAAGAAAAAGUUUUUCUGUCGUCUUUUAAGUUCGAAGAAUGAUGUCCGAUAUGAAGUUGGAAAAUUAGCAGAUCGGCUUUAGUUCAUUGGGCCGUCACAACAGAAAUUGCACCUGGUAUUGAAUUGGUUGAUGAUAAAGUUUUUGGAAGGAGGAGGGGGGGUUCGUAAGGAGUCAUCUGGCGGAACGGGUUGGUCGCGAUUUGUCCACUGUUGGGCGACUUUUUUUUCCCGAUUUAACCUGGGUGUCAACACAAGUAUCCUUGUAUCGCAGGGGAUGUCGAAAGCCUCGGUGGCCGAGGAUACCAGGAAUUUGACUUAGACGAUCUGACAUUUAAAUUGAUUGUACGAUCACGUGAUAAGCCUGAGCCAGGACCUCCCUACACUGUAACUUUAAUGGCUCCGUCGGCACAAGAGAAGGCUGCUUGGACUUCUGAUAUAAGCCAGGUACACUAACCAGAUCAUCACCAGCACUGGCCUUACUUAUUAACUCAACUAAUGAUUGUCACGAGAUGUAACCAGGAUGUUUAACAGAGGGAAAAUGUUUUUCUAAACCAGCCCCUCGCUCUGCCACGGCAAGUCGGCUAAGAACAACCGCAAUCGGAUCUUAUUACAAUCAAGACAAAUUAACCUUAUGUUUGCCUUUACUACGUUUAAACGUUUUGUAUUUUUGUCAGGUUUAGGCACCUAUCUCUAAGACUCGACUCUUCGAAUUCAACAGGAAAUCAAAAUGAUCACCUUCAAUAGUUAUCCCAUAUAACCUGACAGUGGACGAUAAAACUUGUACAAGUACAUUGGAAAAUCUCAAAGACGGUGUUUGCGUGACGCUACCUUUCGUUUUGUCAUUCGAAUCUUUUCCUUUGUGACCUUUGUCAUUUGCUUCAUCUACUUGAUAAUUUCCAUAUUUUCUUUCCGUUUUCUUUAUGUUCCAUAAGGUGAAUCUGUUGGUUUUCUUUAACAAAAUUCACCUUCAUGUUGCAGCUUCAACGUGGUCUUGCAUUUGGCCUGUUAAGAAUUUAUUUAAAGAUUUUUACGGCCUCUGAAUAAAAUUUUGAGACCGUUGUAGUGGGCGCACGGCAUUUUCUGAUCCGGGUGGGCGGCUCUAUGUCCGUAAGUUCUUUAUACUCACCACGUUUAAAAGCUUUCUUAGUGUCUUUUGCUCAACCAACGCCGGCUAAUGAACGUUUAUGGAAUCUUGAAAGAGAAAUAUUACCUGAGUUCAUGCUUGGAAGUUUCUUAUUUCUAUUUACGAAAACAUUCUGUUUUUGCUUCUUGUACGAUAUGAUUCAGAACUUGAACUACUUACUAGGAAUAUUAUUUAUAUGUAGCUAUUAAAAAGCAAAAUAAAACAGUCAUAUUUUAUUCUAAAUGAUACGGAGAGAUUGGCUGUUUAAAACAAUUUCCGCCGACCAGUGUACACUUCCGCCCACCAUCUAAAUAUGGCUACGAAUCUCUCGGGACGAGAUGUGUUCAUUAAUAAAAGUCUCUCUCAGAAUCCAAAGAAUUUUACGAGGCCAGUUUUUUGGAGGCUUUUACCACAUGAUCACGAUUUUAUCUUAGCUAAUAAGGAAACAGUUUAGUCAUUGGACUCUAUGGCUUACGUUACCAAGAGAAACUUCCGCUGUGGCAGGUGUAGUCAGCUGGUUUCAAUUUGUAAAUGCAUCAGUUAAAAACGUGGGUUUAGUUUACCGGAAUAAAUUAGCUUCUCUCAACCAGUUGUGUUUAAGCUUAAAUAAAACAGGAAGUCGACUUUUAUCGUCACUCACCGCACUGUAAAAUGCUUAUUGCAGUAUCUUUGUCUAGUUUGGUGUUAUAAUUGUUAAGGUAGGCACCUAAAUUGCUGAAAAACUUCGCUUUAACUAUUUCCUAUUUAUUCUGUCAGUGUUAACGUGACAUGAAUAUUGUUUUUGCUCUUUAAAUAGUAUUGUUAUUCUUAAAUAGUGUAGUUUUUUUAAUCGUGAAUUAAGCUGUUUUGCAUUAGUUAGGCAAAUUACUGGUUGCUGCCAAAAUCUUCACAAAAUAUUUUUUGCCGUAAAAACCGGCUUUUUUUUGUGGGAGUUAUACUGGCGUCCUUGGUGCCUAAUCAUCUUAUAACCUUAUGAGGCUUGCCUUUCAGUGUAUCGAGAACCUUGCAGUGAUGGCUGAAGAAGACAAUAUCUCAGUUGCCUCAAGACGUAGCUCAACCAGUGUUAGGUCAGGUUUUUUUUCUUGUUUUCCCAAAUUUUAGAGGAAUUUAAAACUUGUUGAGUUUGCUUGGUUUAAUUUUCUUAAUUCCAACUAAACAUGACUUCCAAAAACGUAUCUCGUACAACAUUCGUGUGUGAAGUAAUUUUAUUUAAUUUCAGGACAUACAAGCAUAAAGGCUACUUUCCUUACACUUGCCCAUAGGAUGUCUGAUAGUUCUAAAAGCGUUUGAGUCAAUCCGAUCAACUCACUAUUUCCCAUGUAAUCGUCUCUGUCUUUGGAUGCACGUGCUUACCGGAAGAGCGCUUCUUUCGAAUAACUUCCGCUAUCGAUUGAGCGCCUCACUCAAAAGUAACAUUAUUUGUGUCUACUGUUACUAUGUUUUUCGGUUACACUCGUUUUUACGUGCAAAUGGCGCAUCAUCAUCGAUUUAUCAAAUUCAUUGUUUCGGGGAUGCAGACCGGGACGAUGCGGUGAGAUCAAAGGUUGUCUUAAUUUGGUUUUUAUCGCCCCUUCUAUCCCCGCUUUCUGCGCGGUGUUUUUACGAUUUGUCUCGUUGAAUAUUCCUUGUGUGUCGUUUCCGGUAAGAAUAGUUAUUUGUUUUGUUUGAUUGUUUAUGUUUAAUUGUAUUUAUAAACGGUUAUUUCUAUUUUAAAUGUAGAUCGGACCCGAAACUCUUUACCGAUGAUGUUGAUAUAAAAUACUGCAAAGCACUCAACUGCUGCAAGCUACCGAAGGUUAGCGCUCAGUUUCUCUCUAAUCUCAUUAAUUUCAGAUGCUAUAAAAUUUGGAAAACUGUUAUUUCCCAUUUAACUUAAAGUGUUGUCAAAUAAUUCUGUUGAGGGCAUUAUUUUAGGAUACUUCUAACAGGCCACAGUUGACGUUUGCCACUGUUGUGAUGAACUCAUUAACCAAAUAUGAAAGAUGGUAACUAACUAAAUACGCGAGCGUGGGUCCUGACUUACUAAGCCUAACAAUCCUCAGAGCCUUCCCUUAAACAAUUAUCGAGUUUGAUCUAUUAGUAAAUUUAAAAGAGGCAAAUUUUACGCUUAAGGAACCUUGUGUACAUUUAUUUUGUUUGAAAAACUGCGACGAACUGGAACGAUCCUGCGCAGAGUACCUCUGAAACGUAUCUGUGUUAAUUAACAUGAAGCUGUCGACAGUGCUGAUCCAAGCAGUAUGCAGGACGUGUGUCAUAUGAACUUCGUAAUAGACCUCACUCACCGUAGACUCUCUACGGCUCAGUGGUAGAACAUCGGAGCGCGGAAUCCGAAGGUCUGAGGUUCAAUUCCUCUUGGGGACUCAGAAUUUUCUCUUUGACCCACGCUCGUGACAAGACGAAAAACAUAUUUCUGUAUUUCUUUACCGGGCUCAGAACUUACCAUAUCUCUUAUUCUAUUUACUUGCCUUGUUUUAAAUCGUUCUCUCGCAAGCGACAUAUAGUCGAACCAGUAUUUAGCGGUCACCUACGGGGAAUGGUGGGGCGAACGCCAUUCUUUGCCAUAAUUGGCCGUUUAAUGUACAAAAAGUCGCCUAGAACUACAAUCAACAGUGAUUUCAGUUGGUAAACAUGAAUUAAAUUUUGCUUGAAAGAUAAUUCUUAGUUUAAUUCGAGUGUUUCCGCUUGAAGUGAUCGUUCAAUACAGGUGGGGCAUAAUAGAAACAGGCAGUCGGAACUUAACUAAAGGGUGACCGCCAUCGCUUAAUAGAGGUGACCGCUUUUGAUAUAGGUGAAAAUAAAAGUAACUGAGGGAAACAAAUUUCGGGACUUUGACAACCGACAGCUUAAAACAGAGUGGCCGUUUGGUACGGUACCGCUUAAAACAGAAUCGUAUGGUCGCUAAGGACCACUAGUGGCAUUCAUUUCAAACCUUUUGGAAAUGUUUAAUGUGUAUGAUUUGUUUUGUUUGUCGCUCUAGAUACGUCAUGCUAGCUUGGAACGUCUUUUGGAACGCCUUUUAGAUACUCGUUUCCUCAGUGCGGACUUCUUAAACACGUUCCUUAUCACGUAUCGCGUGUUUACAACAGCUUCCAACCUCCUUGAUACCUUGCUGCAGUUUUACUACGCUAAUAAUGCAAAGGACUACCCACUGUACUCGGCCACAGACGUGUUUUCCCCAAUAAGCCGUAAAGUCCGAUCCGUAUCGCUUCCCAGUGAGGCACUGAGUCCCCGUCAAGAUAAGAAGAAAGGUAAUAAUUAGACUUCAUAACCAAAUAGAUCUGACUUAAGGUAUUUACUCGAAAAUGGAUUUUUAUGCGUAUUAAGUUUCCUAAUUAGUCAAUAGGCGCUUGUUCAGAGCGCUAACGUUUUAUUGAGUUAUAGUACUGCGGAGUAAAACUGAACGUUAUAAAACAUAGCCAGCAAGAUUAUCUGCGAAACUAACUAAUUAAACUGAAGAAAAAAAUUUACGGUUAGCCUGGAUUGGGAUAAUGGGCUUGAACACCCUGAUACAGGCCUGCAAAAGCCAUGUGCUGAUAUUUCAGAUAUGUGUAAGAAACGUUUGGGUAAACUUUGAACAGUACCCAAGUGACCUGUUUAUUUGUGAAGAGUUUGUUCCUUUAUGCAAGUGUUUGUAUUUAUGAUUUCUGUGUAAUCUUUGAUAGAUUGGCGUGAAGUUAGUUCGGUGAUCCUCAUCAGCGUCUUUCGUGUGCCUUCGCUUUUCUUCCUUGUAAUCUUAGAGGUGCAAAAUUCCGCGACACGUUGAAAAGUUGAGAACCUGUACAAACUGAUUUCAUGUAAUUGACAGAGAGACGCAUGUGCAUACCUUUCAUAUUGCUCUUUAAACCCCUAUUUAGCUUCUAUCGUCAACAAUCCUGAAAUGAACGGAGCUCUGGGAAUAAUCGAUUCCCAGUGUAGUGCAGCUCCGUGAUAUUGCCAUGUUUUAUGUCUCACAAACUAUAUAUGAUGUGUGAUAAAUUCAGUUGUAGUACCCGCGUCGAAAGCUCGUUUUGUGUCUACCUAUUAGCCAAUCGAGGUCAAUUACCUCAAUUUGUAAAUGCGAACGUCGUUUCUCGAUAUCAUUAUUGAGCUUACUAAGGUGAUUUUUUUUAUUUACACUGAGGAUGUCUAUUUCUUCCUCACGGAAAUGUAGAAACAAAACUGGUAAUUGUCUUUUAACUCGUACACACUGGCGUACUUGACAACGGUAGUAGAAUUUCAGUUUUAACUUUUUCGAGCAUCCGUUUGUUAACAAACUGCUUUUGGUUAAAGUUACUUUCAUACUUAUUAUAAACUUAAUUUAGACUGCUUGAUAACUCCCCGUUCAGUUAUUGGCACUUUGCACUCCUUUACUUUGGGCCACGUGUAAAUUUGUCCGUUUAAGUUGAAUUUGUUUACUUCCUAGUCAAUUUUGUUUUCCGCGUCGUUGCUUUGGCAAAUUUCAUUUUCCGCCGUGUUCGUGCGCCAAACCUGCUCCCUUAUUUUAGAAAAUGUAUUUAAAACAUAGAUGAUUCCUGAUCUUGAGUAAAACUUUACCUUUUUGUUCCCUAUCAAGGACGGAAUAAGUUCUUUGGUGAACAGAAUCAACAGUCUCCUUCGCAGUCCAUCUCAAUUACUGUUUCUGGUGUAAAAAUGCCGUCGGAUAACGAGCAGGUGGAGAAUAAACAUCAAGAAGCAGAAAUGGAGUCCAGGACGCCAGACCGGUUGUGCCCAAGUAACUACCACUCCUACAGGCGACACUCGUCACCUUCCGCCCUUGGCGAGACCGCUGCGUUCGAGUUUCCUGAAUCCUCUGACGAUCCACCUCAGUCACCAGAGGAAGACUCGCCGACACCUAUUCGACAUGGAGGGCCUCAGAACUACAGUUCACCGUUCUUAUCACGCGGGAACAACACUCGCACCCGUGCCCAGAGCAGUUCAUCGGAUUUUAUGUCCGGAGGGAAUGGUAAAGACAGCUCACUGUUAUCUUCUUCCCAGGAAGAUGACAUUUUUGAAUUAAAAUUUGAGCUACAGGCCCCACCGAAACCGCGUAGUAAAAGAUCUCGUCCGUCUUCAUCAAGUGGAACUGCUGUUGAGUCACUGGAGAGUAGCUUUCAAACAUCCUCCCCCCCUUUUCGAGCAUCUUUAAACACGGUAUCUAAACAAGUUCAGUCAACACUUAAUUCAAAUCAUGAGGGAAUGGAGAAAACAAGGAAAAGACUCACUAAUGCCGUCGAGAACUAUGAUAUAAGUUUGGAUAGUGGGGAAUUUUCUCAGGCACCCAGUGUGAUAAAUCGGCGACGGUCUUCUCCUGCUGUGUCGCGCGAACGGUUGGUAGAGCCUCCAAUCACUUGUCUUGGAAUAACUGUGGACAGUAGUUCAGAAUCACCCCUGAACAAACAUUCAUCGAGAGGACCAAGUUCACCAUGUCGGCUCUAUAAGAUCGUCAAAGAGGCAGAGGAAAGAGUGCUAAAUCUCAAGUCACAAAGGCGUCCCAAUUCUCCGAAGCUAUCGUCUCAUCCGCCUAAGUCGCCUGUCUCCCCUAUAAGUUCACCGCGUUCUCCUCUUUCACCAUCGGCUACUAGCGUUAGUGCCGGAGUUGUGGUGACAUCAUCAAGACCUUCCCGGCGCAGGUCCAGUAUAUCAUCUGCAGCUUCGGCUUUUGCCGCUGCAACCGCAGGCGCAUCUCCUUCUUAUGCGGCUAACUCAUCUCCUACCACAAAAUUCCGUUUUGGUUUGUAGAAAAUUGCAUUUAAUUGUCUCCUGGUUUACAGUUUUUGUUUGGUUUAACUAUUCUUUUUUCUCUGAUCUACUGUCAGUUUGUGUCUUGCCAGGUCACACAAUCAGAGAACUGCUAUCCUCAAACACCGAGAAGGCCACGAUGAGGGUUUUGACCAUCUUGCGUCACUGGGUAACCAAACACCCUGAGGUAAGAAUUGUUGUGGAUAUGUUUUGAAUAUGUUUGCUGCAGUUACCUGCUGUUUUUCUUAGUUUUCCUUUCUUUGCCUUCUGUUUACAAUUUGUUUUUUAUUCUUUCAUUCUCAGGACUUCGAAGGAGACCCAGCUUUGAAAGAGCAAUUGAUCUCAUCAAUGAGUCAUAUUCUCGCUUAUGAUGGAUCAACGAAUUUAGAGCAAAAAUUUGCGACGGCAAUUAUAAAGUAAGUCACAUGAGAUGACAUUGUCGUGGAAAAGCACCUUUUGUUCUGUAACAUGUUAAGUUGAUGGUGGACAACAACUCGAACUCAAACUCAAACGGCACCCCGUAAAAAAAUGCACCAUUUCGUCUUUUCAGUAUAGAAUGGUGAAAUGUGUGGGUGUUUCCGUUUCAUAAAUGAGAUCCGUUCCGUUUAGUUUACCUACUAGAAUUACAACAAGCGUCGUCGAAUAUAAGUACGACUUGGAGAAAAAAGGUAUUGUAAGGGUAUUAACCUGGAAAUUUAGCUUUCCGUUUCUAUGAAAAAAAGUCAAAAUUUCCUACUGGUCCGGUUUUCUCCUUAGGACGCUGGAGCGAAAGCAUAAGGAAUUAGAAACUCUACUCUCAUUUGAAACAAGCUGUCUUGCCAUGGUAAGUUCCCUUCAGUCUGUCCACGGUCUUUUCGGUCGAGUCCUUCCUCCUGUCUCCUGUAUUUUGUGCUUUUAGUUUAACAGCUAUGGAUCUCUCCUCUCUCCUCUCUCCUCUCUUCCUCUUUAAUGCCGUGCCCUUCUCUUAAUAAAAGUGAUAUUACGAUGAAGAAAAUUGACUUUAGUCCCCUCUCGAUUUCAGCGUUACUUUUUGCCAGUCUUACUGGCCUUGAUAGAGAGAGAGAGAGAGAGAGGGUGGAUGGAUGGGUGUGUGUGCGCGUGUGUGUGACGUCAUGUACAUUUCAGUUUGAUUUUCCACUGUAUCAGCCCCUAUAAUUUUUCAGGUGGAAGAGCAACUAGCUUCUAAAACAAGAAAGUGUUGUACAGCUUACUACACAAAUUAGGUUUACAUGUUGCAAAAUUAAACUCAGUUAUACAUGGCGUCAUAUUCUUUCUCGGUCAAGCUCUCUUAAUGUAACUGGACUGGGCAUAAUAUAAUAAUGGCAGAAGGUUAAACGAGAAAUCGUAUUUUUACAAAAAUUUUGAUUAAUUUUUGAAAACUGAAGUGCUAUUGUUAAUAAGUUGUAAAAUGAUAAGAAAAUCGGAAUCUAAAGAGAAGGGGAACGAGGAAAAAAAUGCAUUGCUGUAGCACUGUAAGGGUAAACCGAGCUUUCAUCUGACUUUUAGAUGUUAUGUGUCCUCAUAAACUCUAUCGAUUAUGCGCAGGGUUCAGGGCAGACGACAAACCCAGACAACUUGGCUACGUUCGACAAAAUCUCAGCCACUCAGCUAGCCGAGCAACUCACAUUCGUCGAACAUGUUUUAUUUUCCAACAUUCCUUCACAGUAAGUCUUUCGUGAAGCUUUCAUCUUAAUUUUGAGGGUAAUGAAAUGUUCGUCCUUUUAUCUAAUUGCGUCACCCUUUUGUUAUUUCAGCGAGUUUCUCAACCUUUCCUGGAUGAAGCCGGAUAAAAACGCUCGGGCUCCCGGUAUUCUCCGCGUGACAAAACGAUUCAACGAAGUACGUGUGUCUGCACUAGAAACUCACAAAGGGUUGAAUUGUGUAACUUGCAGGUUUCGAUUGAUGCUCUUAAAUAUCUUUUAACUUUAGUACCGUAUCGAGGCAGUGAUCAUCCGUUCUCAUUUGUGUAACUGUUACACUGUUCUAACGCACUUUGUAAUAAUUAUUUUCUUUGUAAUAAAUUUGUCGCACUUUGUAUCUAUCUGAUUAUUAUCAAUACUAUUAUCGUUAUAAUUAUCAUUAUUAUUAUUAUUGUUAUUAUUAUUAUAUCAUUAAAUGUUUAUUACUGUUUUCGUUAUUGACAGGGAUGAUAGUUAUUAUUGGGCUUUCUCGCCCUCGGACCAUCUUUACCAAGUCAAUUACAAAGUUUCGACAGCUUACUUGUUACAAAGUGCGACAGCUUACUUAUUACAAAGUACGAUGGAUGUUACAGUGUAUAAAGUGCAAUGAUUAUUAUAAAGUCAGAACAUGUGCCACAGAACAUGCACGCGCACCCAUUAAAACUGAUUUGCAUGGAAUCGCUAACUAACAGUUGACCUCUUCUGUGCGACCUCAUUAAGUUUGGUACUGAAGAACACAAACAUUCCCUAAACAUAAACUUGGACCGUUAAGGCCUAAAUUUAUCGAAUUCCAAGCAAAACGGAGGAUACUGGGUGUUUUCUUGUUACCAAGUUUGAUAAUUAGGCCCAAGUCACACAACAGCCCAAACCAAAAAUUAGGCAGCCAAAAAAUUUUCCAAAAGUUGAAACCGCAACCGGUAGUACUGAAAAAUGUGACACAAUUUUUGGGUCGCACUACCGAAAUACAAGAAUAGGUAAAAAUAAAUACAGUUGAUCAGAUUUCAUUUCUGGCGCGUAUUGUGCGGUAAUACACAUGAACCCAAAUCAGGCAUUUUGCUUUGCUAUUGUCAUUUUACUUCAACUAAUUAUCGACAUGCAACAGCAGCAAAUGUUUGCCUUUUUCAUACUGUAUCAGAGAUGGGUAAAUGAAUACAUGCAAAUCCUGAAUAUCGCUUUUCUAAGAAGACAGCGGCAUUUUGUACCGCUCGAUGAAAUAAUUAAUCUUCUUUUUACAUUUAUCACCAGUGCGUUUGGUUCCAAACUUGCGAUUUAACUCACGCGCAACUUCUUCCCACGUUUUCCGUGCGUCUUGCUCUCUACUAGCUCAUGACGUUCUGCCCAUAGGCUUGCUAGAGCCCUUUGCUCUUCUAGCGACCAUUUGUCAUAUUAUUUUUUGUCUUUUUCUGCCAAACCUUCAGGUGACGCGGAUCUGUCGGGCUAUCGUUCUCACUUACCACACUUGCAAGACUAUCGGACCGAUUAAGCAAAAUUCCGCUAGGUCCCGCUGGAUCUGAGAUCGGUCCAGCCAAUGUAGGGUGGAAAUGACAAAAAUUUUGGCUUGGGAAUGAUCCUGGCGCAUAAUGAAAAGGAAAACGUCCAUCCAUGCCGAAAGUUGGCGGGUGAAUAUUAAAAUUCCCGCCGAUUGAGUAGUUUAACUGCAUGUCAUAUCUGGGUCAAGUGACUGGCAUUGACAGCUCUGGAAGCGCUGUCUUUUGUUUUUUUCGAUUUUUCCAAAAUCUGCCUGCCCCACCCAAACAUUUCGGUGUCUCUGAAGUUUCUGCGGACUUUCCGAAAUUUUAGAAAUUUGUGAAACACCGGUCGCAUAAGGAAACGCGUUGUGAUGACAGACAAUAAUCUUUUUUUGGACGGAUUAUUGAUCAAAACUUACUUAGUGCGACCAGGGCCUUAGAAAAGUACAUACAAACGAAAGAGCGAUCUGGAAAAUUUUCUAACUACUAAAAGUAGAACUUAGUGAUUUGCUGCAACCUGAAUUUUUUUCGCUAAAAAAUAGAAGUAGCUACAUCAGCAUUUGUGUGUGGAAUGUGACAACAAACGUUUAAGGUGAAUUGUUUGUAAAAGAGUGCCGCCAAUUUGAAGAACUCCUGAAUAUAUAUUUCAGUACCAUAAACUUGACCGCGGCGGAAACUGUUUUAUCUUAGUACCUAUCUUUUCCCAGAUGACAGAAAUAUGUGAUUUUGUGUUCAACUAGUCUGCUGGAGUUUCCCUUUAUAGAUUUAACACGAGGCAAGAGAAAUAGGAAGCAUAACGGUUUGCUCAUUUCAGAAAGGAAGCGAUGAAGGCUGCAUUCGAGUGUACGAUUAAAAAUGAAAGUUCCUAAACUGCACAUUAACUAUCUGUACUGAGACUUUCAACACCCUGAAGCAAAACCACGUGAAAGCUAAUCUUUGAUUUUUUUUUUUUUUUAAUUUUUUAGACGUUAUAUUCGCUAUCAUCCUGGGGCCAUGUAUGAUUUAGCUAGCUUUUGUCCUAAAUUCGCUUUCAAGUAUUGGAUGAUGGACUUUGAUAACAAUUUGUUUCUUCAUGGGUUAACUUUACUGGCCUAGUUUCUUGUCUUAAAGCAACGUUAUGAAGCAGGUUGUUUUGUAAUUGUCAGUUACGAAGGCAGUAGUUACAAAUGGUUCUCAUCGUAAAAGAACGACGCAGUGCGCGAGGCUCUUGUUAUUAGCUACCCCUCGAACAACAAUUUAACAAAUGAUAACUUACCACAUUAGUAAUGGUAACAGGACCGAGUAGAGUCCAAUUCGGUCUGUAAUCAUUCGAGUGAUUGACAAAAUCGGACGACCGCGAAGUUAUGGUAAUUGUGAUCAAUUCUGUGAUUGGUGGAUUUAGCUGUCCGAUUACACUGUCCGCUUACAACUGUGCAGAAUGAUUAGAGAAAUAUAAAGCAGCUGAUGCACCAGUCACAUUUGAGGAAGUUUUAAUGGUUAUGAUUAAUAACCGAAAUAGGUUUUGGUAACCCUUAAAGUUGGACGAUAUGCCUCGAAAACAUACGUGCCACGUUCUUAAUUGCACGAGCAUAGAUGAUGAAUAUUCAUGAACGCCUAAACUCAAUUUAGAGGUUUCAACCCUUUAUACGUUUCUAUCGACAGUGCGAAUUUAAGCAUAACGUUUACGGCAACAGCAGACCACAAAAAUGAACAAUGACUUUACUUACUAUUCCCGCAUCUUUGCUAUUUUGCUGCUAGGAUGAUUUGAAAGGUUACGGUAACCCUUCAAAUCAACCUAGCAGCAAAAUAGCAAAGAUGCCCUUGUCCACGUCUAAUGUUUUAGCGCACAUAGGGCCUAAAGCAGACAACCUUUAAAUGAAUUUUUGCCUUUUGCCGUAAAUGUCAUGCUGAACCUCUCUGGUAUUUCGUCAUAGAUGAUGUGUUUGUGGUGUCCCAGAAAACUUUUUGGGUUGGUAUUACAAAUUGAUUUUAAAAGAGGUCGUUAGUCGAUUAUUGUGCAAUUUUAAACCGUGUAAGGACUUAGGCCAUCGAGAUAAUACAUCCAUUCAUGAGUUAGCUUAUCCCUAUAAUAUUCUUUUGCAGACAAGUUGCCUGGUGGCUUCAGAGAUUCUUAAGCACCAGACUCCAUCAGCACGCGCCACAGUAAUAGAAAAGUGGGCAGCUGUGGCGGAGGUUUGUCGUAACCUCCAUAAUUUUAACUCCGUUUUGGAAAUAACGUCUGCGUUUAUGAGCAGUUCGAUCUACAGGCUGAGAAAGACCUGGGAAAAAGUAUCAAAACAGGUGGGUGGUAAAAUGAAUAGCUAGGGGUUUUCCCUGAUGAAAUGAAUGGUGCUCUAAGUCUUGGGAAUUAUUGGUUGGUUUGAGAGAAUUCACCAAGAGCAAAUUUCAUGAUGAGUAAGCUACAGAGGCAAAGAGAAAUAGACUGGUGUCCUAAAGUUACUUAAGUGCCAUGUUUGGGCUUGAUUCAGAGUAAACGGAACGCUUGGCAUAGUACCACCGGGGAUAUACGAGGCAAAAGGAAACGAGUGGAAAAGAAGACCACAAUAUUUACUCUGUGAUACAAAUAGCCUAAAUCUCGUGCACAUCAAUAUGUUAUUUACAUCUUUUUUAUCCCCAUAAUAUCAGUUCGAACAUGCAUUAGUAGUUUACAUCUCUUUUUUUUUAUAAUAGUUUCCAAAGUGAGCGAAAGAUAAAGGAAACUACUCGGUGGAGGACCUUGGGUCCUCGUGACCUCCCUUUGAAAAAAUUCAAGCCACAUCCAUGUCGAGAACUACAAUGCAUUUUGAAUAUUUUCUAAGUUCUGAUUGUAGACCCAGGGGAAGACAAAGACAAACUCUGAAGACUUGCAUCAAUGUUAAAUUUAUGCAUGCACUGUUAGAAUAGGUUGUGGACUUGGCAGUAACUCUGCUCUAUUAAAAAAAGACGAAAGAUAAAUAUCUCGGGAUUUAAGGGUCUUUGUUCUCAUCAAAUUUUGUCCAGUAGAGGUCAUGCCUGUCAAUAUUCUCCCAAGGGCUUCUGAGUCGAUUUUUUUCCAGUACGUUUGAACAUACCCAAUCGAGUACAAAACAAUUGAAACCAUAAAAGGAACAUUGUGUGACGUGAAAAUCAUGAGAAAGAAAGAGGGAUCAUCCAAAUGAAUAACAAGGGCUGCUCAUUGACUCUGACGACGUAAAGUGAAUCAGAUUGUUAUAUUGUGGGCCUAAUGGCAAGUCAGACCGUGUAAUUGACGCCAUACUAUGUCGUUUGACCCUUCCGCAGACACGCACACUGAUCGAUCGUCUGCAGAAGCUGGUCAGUUCUGAUGGUCGCUUUAAGAACAUGAGAGAUGCCUUAAGAUGGUAGGGUUUUAAUUUUCAUACGUUACUAAAUCUGUAAGGUCCACUUUCCAUCAUAUUGCAACUAGGGCAAUAGCCGGUUUCGACCUAGAGGUUACAUGUGAUCGUGUUGGGUGAGGAUAGUCCUUUAAAAGACUGUUGUCGACAGUAGUGUCUGACGUUUUGACAAUCAUGGCGGAGGUCAUCCUCAGAGUAAGGCUCUCGUACAUUCGUUAACCGUAGUCGUAGGUAAAACCCACCUGAAAGAGGCUCGCUCAUUGUUUAUUGUGUCUGGCUGGUUACGAUUGGUGACAAGUCAAUGCUCAAUAUUAUCUUUUCGCUUAGGUGUAACUUGCAUGAAAUUACUUUUGUGGAAUUUGCAGUUCUGAUCCUCCUUGCAUACCGUAUCUUGGUUUUUACCUGACGGAUCUGGCGUUCAUUGAGGAUGGCACACCCAACAAUAAUGAGAACGGACUCAUAAAUUUCUCAAAAAUGAGAAUGGUGAGGAUUUGCUUUUAUGAAUCACAUGCAUGGCCCGUCGCCUAGAUUAAAAUUAGAUUUACCAAACAUUCAUUGCCCUCUUUUUGUACUUAAUCUGUUGUUCGUGUACUAAAUUUGUUGAUGCUAAAUGUUAGUUGCUUUCUUGUUUCAGAUCGCUCAAGUAAUUGAAGAAAUUCAUCAUUAUCAACAAAACAAAUACUCCUUGGAACCGGACAAGAAGGUAAAUCAGCAGUCCCUUUUUGUUUCUUGCUUCUACUUUUUAUAUCGCUACAACUUUGCCGUGGCCAGUCUACAAGUGGCCAGCGUGAUGGUGCGCUGCAAGGUGUAUAAUACAUGAGAUCAGCUAUACAAUACAAUAAGGUUUAUUUACCUCACUUAUGUUCUUCUUAUUAUUUGAUGUAGUGUAUCUGCGACAACUAGAGGGUUUCUCUGUGUAGUAUUCUAUCUAUGAUAUUCCCCUCAGAGUUUCCUUUUCGAUGAGAGUAGAAAGCCUAGCAGCGCCACCCUCGUUUAUAGCAUAUUUCUACUAUUUUAUUUAUUACUGAUUUAUUUAAAAUUUUUGUCAGAUGGUCUAUUCAUUCUAAAUUAGAGCUAAAAUAUGUAUCACUGUUUCAGAUAAUCAAAUACCUAAUGUCCAAAGACAACCUCACCGAUGAAGACAAACUGUACCAAACAUCUCUCACUUUGGAACCCAGGAAGCGAGUAUCUUCUAAAGUGAAACAACCGGUAGAAACUGAAAUAUAACUAUGCAUUGAGCUGACUUUCGCGAUGGAAGUACCUUAGAUUUCGCCAGCAUUAGAAGAAACAUUUUAUUCUCACUUUUUUUAAUUCUCCCAUCGUGAAAUGUUUUGUUUCCGAUCGCGUUUGUAAGAAAUAAUUAUCAUCGUUUAUUGAAGAUCUUAACUGCCUGUAACAAAGUGCUUUUGAAAUGGAAUAGCUGCCAAUAAAUUUGUCUUUUGAAAGUGCUGCAACCGUUCUAAGAAAUAAUCUAAUCUAUGAACCAAAAAGUUUGAAAGAUAAAGCCAC